AUGAGUUCUAAAAUCAUGGGACGAACGGCCUCCAGUAGCUCGCUAUCGGAAGCUUCCUUUGACGGAGGAUCAUCGACGUACGAAGCAACCAAAGCGCGCCAAUCGAUUCAAUCGCAACCGGACAAAAUCCACUGGGAGCACGCGGCGGCCUUUCGUGAUCAUCCCUACCGACUACUGCACCACCAACGCGGUUUGAUCGGAGUAGUACGGGUUCGCUUGUUGGAAGCAACCGAUCUGAAACGUUCGUACUGGUCUCCGCUCGCACUAGGUCCGGUCAAGCACUUGGGAUUGAGCAAAGCACAUGGACAGGUUUCUAGCUUUUGUGCCUUUCAUCUCGGUUUUGCUCCCUCCGACCCCGAGGCUGCCACGUACGCGACAGCAACGUCCGUCGGUUUCAACAAAAAACCCGCCGCCAAACCCAAAGAUGUUCCGCCCACACGGGUACUGAAGAGUCCCGUAGUGCCGGCCAACGACAAUCCAGUCUGGGAAAAUUGUCAGUUCGAAUUUCCCCUCCGCAAAGGCGCCAUGCCGUCCGACGGCAUGCGGGUGCACAUUCACGUUAGUGUCGAAGAAGACGGGACGGCCAUGGAACAUUUCCUACCGGGAGUCUCGUCCCAACGUACACGCAUGCUGGGAUUGGGCAGUUUGGACGUCACCGAACUAUGCUUGGGCGAAACGGCCUCGGGACAAUUGUUGCCGGGGGUCCAAGAUGCGUGGAUUCCCAUUUCCCUCAAGGGACAAGAAAUUCCUGAUUUGGACCGGUCGAAUCGGGACGACCCUUUGGCACAACCCGUUACCAAGCCGGCCCCCUCAACCGCAACGGGUGUCUUACGGGUGUUGGUUUCGUAUACUCCGUUGGGUCUCGAUCCUCAGCCUAAGGAUAUUAUAGCGUUGGAGGCCUUUGCGCGUCGCAAUCCCCUCUCCAGCUCGUGCAGACCCCUUAUCCCACCUCUCAUGCCAAUGACGGUACUCGAGCGCCGCGGCCAGUACCUGCUGGCGGAAUACGUUGCGAGCGACCAACGCAAGGCCUGCGUCCGAUUGCACCGGAACGCGGUCUUUGUCGUGGAACGACAAAACCUCGUCGACGCCGCACACAAUCUCGCCCUGUUGCCUGCCGACGUUUGGAUGUCCACGCCCGUGGGACGCAAAAUGGGGGAAAUCGCCGGACCUGUCGUCGCGGCGUCCCGGGAAUUGCUACUGCCGGCCUUUUACAGCUUCAAACUAGUGUGGGUGGCCGUGCGGACCACCACGCUGGCGAGCAUGUCGGGAGUACGAGCUUUGGGGUCCACACUUUGGCAAGAAGGAUCCUCGUCCCUGAUUGUCGGUCAGCAACAGUCGAGGGAUUCGUACAGGGAGCACGAGCAAAGAGAGCGGAAAGUGGCCACGGCACAGUUUGUGCAUUUGUAG
Messenger RNA from Phaeodactylum tricornutum CCAP 1055/1, 1407 nucleotides. RefSeq lists its product with no specific name. The coding region runs from base 1 to 1407 and encodes 468 amino acids. The transcript has a single exon. NCBI's taxonomy places the organism in Eukaryota, Bacillariophyta, Bacillariophyceae, Surirellales, Neidiaceae. The record is from RefSeq and is a predicted model, not a curated record.